Rhodotorula toruloides NP11 is the source of this 1881-nucleotide messenger RNA. Its product is annotated as protein kinase-like domain containing protein. NCBI's taxonomy places the organism in Eukaryota, Fungi, Basidiomycota, Microbotryomycetes, Sporidiobolales, Sporidiobolaceae. The record is from RefSeq and is a predicted model, not a curated record. Bases 1 to 1881 code for a protein of 626 amino acids. The transcript has 3 exons.
AUGCAUUGGUUGCCCUUCCUCCGCAGCCUCUGCCCUCCGACUCGUCCAGCUUCCUCUCCCGUUCCGCCACAGACGCCAGCUGCUCCGUCCGACUCGUCACAUGUGGCCCUCGCCGCCGACUUCACCCCUACAAGCAUAGUCUACGACCCCGACCUCGCCCACUGGAUCCAGGAACAGUUCUUGAGGAACGUUGAGGCAGCAUUGGCGGCGCGCGGCUGGACAAGCGAAGUCCCUGAGGACGUAAUCGCAGGCGGGAACGUCGCUCUGCCGCACUUCUGCGGUCCUUACAACAAAACCGGCGUCAGGACGAUCUGCACCCGCUUCGCCGCCCUCGGUACCCAUUUCGCCAGCCUUAUCGCAGCACUCGACGAAGUUCUCGGCAUUCAGCGCAAAGGAUCCGUCGAAGUUGUGUUUGACACCGUCCUCACGACGAAGAUGCGGAACGUCGACGGUCUCCCUCCGGACUUCCACCAGCGCUUCGAGCUCGUCGUUGGCACCACGACUUCUGGGCAGGUUGAAAUUGCUGUCGAGCUCACCGUAUCAUUGCAGCCCGGCAGCGCCUCGGAACCAGCGCAGCGCGACGGCGGAGGAGGUGGACUCUUCACACGCACCGCAUCCAUGCUGGCUCGUUCGCAGGUCCUCUCGGCAGAAAGACUGGCGAAAGAUGAUCCACUUCUGUACGAGUUCCUUGCGAAAAUGAUCCACGGCGCACAGUUUUACCGAAUCCGCUUCUUUCUUUACUUCAACGGCCUUACCUUCGGCGUCGGCGCCAUCACUUUCGCUGCCAAUCCCGUCACUCCGCCCACUACCGCACCGCAGCACGGCCAAACGCCUGCUUUCUCUAGAUCCCCUCGAUCAGCUCAACCCUUCAGCAUCCUAAUCACGCCGCCCAUCCCGAACGGCGAGCCUACACGCAGCCACCUUCCGACUGAUCCGCCUCCGCCUUCGCUCAUUCUCAUCGUUCUUGCCGCGCUCUACCCUCAGUUCGUCGACCAGGAGUCGCUCAACGCGCGCAUUCGGCAGAUCAUUGACACUGUCGGCACUUGCGACGCCGGAGAACCGUCCUCUUUCGUCAAGAGAGAUCGUACCGCGUCUCCCAGCUCGACAACAAGCCCGAGUCAAGCGACUUACCCGCAAACCUCGCCCUCCUCAACCAACUCUCCGCAGCCGCCUGCUUCCGUCUCCCUCGUCUGGCCCGACAGAAUGUCGGCCAGCUUGAAACCCGUCAACCCGCUCGACCUGCAAUUGCGGCUCGACGCUUUGCAACAGAAGACGCCGGAGCAGAUACUGGCGGCUGACAGUACGGCACGGCCUCGCCGUCCAGCGAUGUGGAGCGGUACGAUACAACUCGAGCGACUCGUCCACGCGAGCGAGCGCUCAUUUGUCUAUCGCGGCACACUCGACGGACAAACCAUCGUUGCGAAGGUCGGACGUCGGGACUGGGAGGACGCAAUCGUCGAUGAGGCCGCUGCGUCGAUCCUGGCGUAUCAGCGGAAGGCGGCAGUCCCACGGAUGCUCGCUUUGUUCGAAGGGCGAGAUCGGAUGGACGACCGCAGGCUCGUGGUGGCGGUCUUCCCGGACUGUGGCGACGCGCCACGGCGAUGGAAGGACCUAACGAUACAGCAGCGGAUCAACCUCCUCCUCGACCUCGUCCACCUCCACCAACACGCUCAUCUCGAGCACGGCGACGCAGCGCCUCGCAAUACCGUCAUCGACGCCAAUGGCACGACGAGGUGGAUCGACCUGAGCGGAGCGAGGGCGCAUGACUCGUGCGGUGGAGCGGAUUGCGAGGAGCUGAACGAGGUGUGCGGCGAGAUGGAGCUGUGGGAUGAGGAGGCAGCGGUGCGGGAGGCAGCGAGCAAGCGAGGAUUGAGGUGGUGA